UAACGCGGAAUAUGAUCUUUUUGAGUCCCCCGUACUCGGUGAAUCCCUCCAUAUAAUAAGUAAAUCUCCCACACCUGUAUCACAUUGGCUCUUCCUCUUCAUUGGGUUUUUGGAUAUUGUUGAAGGCAGAUAGAGAGAUCAAGCAGUUGCAAAUGGCGAAGAUGGGAGUAGUAGCAGUGAUCUGCCUGUUGGCUCUUUUGGGUGUGGCUCGCGCCUCCAAUACCUUCUCUGUGACAGGCAAGGUCUACUGUGAUAACUGUGAUGCUGGAUUCCCCACCAGAAUCUCUUCCGGUAUUGAGGGUGCCACAGUAGCAUUGCAGUGCAAGGAUACCGAUGGAAAACAAACUUUUUAUGCUGAAGGAGUGAGUGACAAGGACGGGAAAUUCCGCAUCCCUGUACAAGGUGAGCGUCCUCGUGAAUUGUGCAAGGCAAAAGCCCUGAGCAGCCCUAAUGCAAAAUGCAACCGUCCAUCUGAAGUGAACGAGGGUCCAGUUUACCUAACCCACAACAAUGGAAUCAAUUCUGAUGAAAGAAUAACUGGCCCCUUUUCUUUCAAAUCUGCUGAGAAGCACCCUGCCUGUGCAACAGUCAUGGCUGAAUAUAAUCUCUAUUGAUUUGCAUCAUUUUAGCCAAGAGGAACAUAUGGCUUUCCCUUUGUUUUUGUUUUUCUGUGCAUCCUAAGAGAUGUCUGGCAAUUAUGUUGCCAAAUCUUUGAUCUGUCAAAGUUUCGAUAAAUCGUUAAUGUAGUGAUGAUAUGCAUCACUUAUGGAUUGAAUUUUAUUUAUUAAUGCACUAAUUUAUGUGUAGGGAGUUGUCCCGUAAUAUGUAGAUCUUGAAUAAGCGUUAUUACUAGCUCCUAUUCUGAGCAUUUUGUUGGGUGAAUCUGGUUGUAAGGAAUUAAUUGAUAUUAGAAUAAAUAGUAAUGUUCUUUAA
Cryptomeria japonica (Japanese cedar) is the source of this 933-nucleotide messenger RNA. RefSeq names its product pollen allergen Che a 1. The coding region runs from base 153 to 614 and encodes 153 amino acids. The transcript is spliced from 2 exons. NCBI's taxonomy places the organism in Eukaryota, Viridiplantae, Streptophyta, Pinopsida, Cupressales, Cupressaceae. The record is from RefSeq and is a predicted model, not a curated record.